UCUACGUCAAUGGGCGGUUUUUGAGUGUUAGGAACCGAACUGGGAGGGGACGUUUGACUGACCAGUAAAGAAGUGCGUGGUGUUGUGUACAUUUGUAUCGUUUCUAAGCUAGUUAACACAUGAACGGCAAUUUACACCGUGAACUGGUAGUAGUGGCGGGAACAAAAUAGGACAGUUUGCAUCUGAAUGCAAGCGGGGGCUGCGAGUGACUGAAUUGCGGCAGGUAGGGAGAGCUGUAUCGGUCAGCCAUGGGUUUCCGAAAGAAGAACAAGAGCCCGCCGGUGCUGAGCCACGAGUUCGUGAUCCAGAAUCACGCGGAUAUGGUUUCAUGUGUGGCUAUGAUAAUUCUCCUCGGCCUGAUGUUCGAGGUCACAGCAAAGUUUGCCAUCAUGUUCAUCACCAUUCAAUACAAUGUGACUCAAAGUCUUGAUGAGAGGGCUGAGCAAGUGAACCUGUACCAGUACGGUCCUAAAGACAUAGCCACUGUGUUCUUCUACCUGCUCAUUGCUGUCAUACUCCACGCCUUAAUACAGGAAUACAUUCUCGAUAAAAUGAAUAGGCGGUUGCACCUGUCGAAAACCAAACAUAGCAAGUUCAAUGAAUCGGGACAGCUUGCUGCCUUCUACUUAUUGUCCUUCAUCUGGGGCUGCAGCAUCUUAACGGCGGAGGAAUUUGCGACAAAUCCUACUUUCUUAUGGGAGGGCUACCCACACACCCACAUGGUACCGGAUCUCUGCCUGCCUGUAACCUGCCCUCUCUGCAGCUUUCAGGUGAAGUUCUUCUACAUUUGCCAAAUCGCAUACUGGCUCCAUGCCCUUCCUGAGCUGUACUUCCAGAAAGUGAGAAAGGAGGAUAUUCCCCGCCAGCUCUAUUACAUUUGUCUUUACGUCUUCCACAUCACCGGUGCCUACAUCUUAAACCUCCACCGGCUGGGCCUGGUGCUGCUGGUACCUCACUACCUGGUGGAGCUCCUGUUCCACGCCUCACGCCUCUUCUACUUCAGUGACGAGAACAAGCAGAAGGGUUUCACUCUGUGGGCGCUACUUUUCGUCAUCGCUCGCCUCCUUACCCUCACCCUCUCCGUACUGACUUUUGGCUUCGGACUGCCCCGCGCAGAGAACCAGGGUUUCUCACUGGCAAAAGGCAACUUCAAUGUGCUUACCAUUAGGAUGACGUGCCUGGCUGCCAUUUGCCUGACCCAGGCCUGGAUGAUGUGGAAGUUCAUCAACUUCCAGUUGAAGAAGUGGAGGGAGCACAGCCAGAGCCAGGCCUCCAAGAAGAAGGCUUUCAGCCCAAAGAGCAAGCCCCACAAGAAGGACCUGGCCCGGGUAGGUUCUGCCAACGGUGUGGUGAAGUCCGAUGACAAGGCCUCACCCCGUGCGAGAAAAGCCAAAGCCUCCUAGAGUUGGAGGGAGAGAAUGGAGGGAUGGAGCUAAGGAGAAGUGAGGGGGCUAUUCUCAAUGUGACAUUUUGUCUUUUCAUCACUUACAUUUUUUAAAAUCUAUUCCCCAAAAGAACCAUAACUGUCUCUUUUGUGUUAGAACCUAUGUUUUAAUAGUUAUGUUUUUGUUUGUUUUGAUGACCUCAUAUGUUUGUGUUGAGUUGUUAUUUCUGUGGAUGGGAUGUAAGCAGGGCAGGGUCAACUGGUUAAAUGUUUUAAAGUAUGAAUCCGCUACCCGUGUGUGCCCCACCAGCUGCCCCACUGCUUGUGCUGUGUGUUCCUUUGAACGAAAACAUGGGGUUUGGCCCUAAGCCACUCUGGGCUAGCCUUUUGGGCAAGGGGUGUCUGUGCUAAAUCUCUCUCACUCAAAUGAUGUUGCUUGAGAGAGAGGAAGUGGGAAGUAACUGGAUAGAUAAUUGGUCAAAAAGUCAUUUUUGGAGAGGAAUUAUCUGUAGCGAUUGCAUCCAGCUUCAGGGCCCUAGUCAAUCAAACUUUCCAACUGGAUUUCUGAGGAAGUCAAACAUGCACUGUUCAAUUUUUACAGCAAGAGUGCAUGUCACGAUUCAUGUUCUCAACAUAACAUGUAAAACAAGAA
Molecule: messenger RNA, 2036 nt
Organism: Oncorhynchus tshawytscha (Chinook salmon)
Lineage: Eukaryota; Metazoa; Chordata; Actinopteri; Salmoniformes; Salmonidae
Product: Translocating chain-associated membrane protein 1-like 1-like
Exons: 11
Coding region: 249-1403 (384 amino acids)
Biological process (GO): SRP-dependent cotranslational protein targeting to membrane, translocation; protein insertion into ER membrane
Cellular component (GO): endoplasmic reticulum membrane
Source: RefSeq, a predicted model, not a curated record